AAGUUCCAGGUUUGAAAGUAAACUUCCAAUAUGAAAAGCUUGCUGAUUAUUAGUUUCUGUUUGUGCCUUUUGGGUGUUACCAUCGCUCAAUCUUCGUUGCUCUCCGGUCUGAGCAGCACUCUUUUAACUCUUGUCAGCAAUGUGCAAAGCCAACUAUCGAGCUUGGUCAGCUCAGUCGAAACCGCUUUGACCAAUGCUGCCAGUUCUUCCAGUUCUCUGGCUCCUACUUUGACUGCGGCUCUGACAAACGCCGAAACAGCCAUCCAGAAUGCCCAAUCGGCCUUGAACACCGUCGUUUUCAACGGAUUGACGUCUGUGCGUUCCAGCCUAACCUCGGACCUGUCUGCCGCUACUGCCCAGUUAGCGGCCGCCACUGUCGAUGUAAACACCAUCAUCAGCCAAAUUGUCGCAGUUGGAGACUCUGUAUCGAGCGAUUUGAUCACCGAAUUGGUCAACGCUACCGCAAAUCUGAACAGUCUUACCUUGACCGUUGCAACGGAAACUUCAUCGGUGAUUGGUUCGGUCCUGACUGGCGUUAAUGGAUUGCUAUUCGGUUAA
Messenger RNA from Armigeres subalbatus, 558 nucleotides. RefSeq lists its product as uncharacterized. The transcript has 2 exons. Lineage: Eukaryota; Metazoa; Arthropoda; Insecta; Diptera; Culicidae. The record is from RefSeq and is a predicted model, not a curated record. The coding region runs from base 31 to 558 and encodes 175 amino acids.